Messenger RNA from Podarcis lilfordi (Lilford's wall lizard), 483 nucleotides. The record is from the annotation of a GenBank genome assembly. Lineage: Eukaryota; Metazoa; Chordata; Lepidosauria; Squamata; Lacertidae.
AUGGCCUUUCUGAGCAUGAGAGGCAGCUACUUGAGAAAUACACUACUGUGCUUCACGCAUCUUGGGGGUGGGAUGUGUACCUUGUCAACCGCAGAUGGCCCCCAGACUAAACUCAUGUGGCCCUCAGCUUUAUUUUACGCAGGUGACGAGGAGGGGGGAAGUGGGUGGCAGCAAGAAAGAGAAAGCCUUAGUAUGGAAGCAGAGAGUGGGGGCCACACCAUGGAUGCUGCCCCCCAUUCACUGGCAGACGGGGCCCCCAGCAGGGAGAGGGAAAAGUUGCCCACUCCUGUUCCUGAAGAAAUAGCAGGUGCAGCUGGAAUUGUGAGAAAGGGAGUCAACCCUUCUCCUGACCCCCACCUACUGCAGUCCCAAUUAAAAAUACACACCCUGCCCUCCAAGCGGUCCUUUUCCCUUGGAGAAAGGCUUACCAGUGUGAGCCAGUGUGGUGUAGUGGUUCAGAGCGGUGGACUCGUAAUCUGGUGA